Lotus japonicus is the source of this 3333-nucleotide messenger RNA. Its product is annotated as cyclin-T1-3-like. Gene Ontology annotation, cellular component: nucleus; cyclin/CDK positive transcription elongation factor complex. NCBI's taxonomy places the organism in Eukaryota, Viridiplantae, Streptophyta, Magnoliopsida, Fabales, Fabaceae. The transcript is spliced from 6 exons. Bases 196 to 1203 code for a protein of 335 amino acids. Gene Ontology annotation, molecular function: cyclin-dependent protein serine/threonine kinase activator activity. Gene Ontology annotation, biological process: positive regulation of DNA-templated transcription, elongation; regulation of transcription by RNA polymerase II. The record is from RefSeq and is a predicted model, not a curated record.
GACCCAACCCAAACCAAACCAAACAAACUCAUCCUUUUCAAUCCUUGCCAUUUUAGAUCAACAAUCCUUCUUUCUUCGUUUUCUCACCUUCCCUUCCCUUUCCUCUCGUUUCAAACCCUAAUUUCUCUUCCCCGUUCCAAUUUCAAAUCACCGAUCUCAAUUCACCAGAUCGUCUUCGCUGCAUACUCAGGAAUUAUGUCUUUCGCGCGGAAUUUUCAAGCGGAAGAUCGUAGCUUAUAUGGUGCUUAUUGGUACACCGAUGAUGUAAACAACUUUCGGAACACCAAUAGGAAAAGAAGCCGGAACAAUUACCACCAGGGGAAUUAUAACACUUACAAUGGCCACCAGACAAAAUUUGGGGACUAUGGUGGUAGCAACUUUAACUUUUACAAUGUAGACCCUGCUAAUUAUGUCAACUAUGGUGUUGUUCAGUCAUCUAUGAAAAGGAGAAAAAACUCAGCAACUACUUGGGAAGAAGGCCAGAAAUACUAUCUUCCGUUUACAGUCCAUGAUAAUAUCCCUUCGUCUGGUAGUUUUCAAUCUCACCCGACGAGAUCCAAUGCUGAUACUGAUCCCUCUACGUCAGCUAGCGGCAAGCUUGACUGCUCUAUAUUUGACGAUGAUAAGCCGGUCUUUUUGUCAAGGGACGAUAUUGAUAGAAACUCUCCAUCGAGGAAAGAUGGUAUUGAUGCACAUCAUGAGACGCACUUGCGGUACUCUUAUUGUGCAUUCCUUCAGAACCUUGGCAUGCGGCUUGAGCUGCCCCAAACUACUAUUGGGACGGCCAUGGUUCUGUGCCACCGGUUUUUUGUUCGCAGAUCUCAUGCUUGCCACGACAGAUUUUUGAUUGCCACUGCUGCUCUUUUUCUUGCUGGAAAGUCAGAGGAAAGUCCACGUCCGCUGAAUAAUGUAUUGAGAGCGUCCAGUGAAGUAUUACAUAAACAAGAUUUUGCAUUGUUGUCCUACCGGCUUCCCGUUGAUUGGUUUGAACAGUAUCGGGAACGGUUGCUUGAGGCUGAACAGUUGAUACUUACUACCCUAAAUUUUGAACUCGGUGUGCAACAUCCAUAUGCACCUCUUACCUCUGUUCUUACGAAAUUAGGUCUAACAAAGACUGUUUUGGUGAAUCUGGCAUUAAACUUGGUCAGUGAAGGGUAUCCCAUUUGUUGGUUCCGAUUAGCCCCGUGUUAUCUAACAAAGUGAUUGGAAUGAAAAAAACGUAGUCUAGGAAACAGGACAUGGGGCAUUUGGUGUUAAAUCUCAACCAAUUAGCAUGAGGUCUGGAGAUCUAGUGGCUGUGGAAAGAUACCUUGGUGUCUCCCCUUCUAAGUUUUGGUUCAAGAUAGUGUCGAUUCUCUCAAUAUUUUGCUUUAGCGCAACUUCUGUGUGUAGCUAUUCUGUCAUGGGAUAUUGAUUUUUUUGGCAUGCAUAUAAUUGCAGGAUCAUCACAAGAUUAGCAUGCAGGCUUGUAUGAUAUUCUUAGCUGGCGGAUUGAUAUGCUGUUCAUGGAAAGUUUUGUUUUACAUCUGAAGUUGAACUGCUGAUGUCUAUUGGAUUGCUUUACUCUGAAUAUGUCCAAUGAACCUUUCUUUGGGCCACCUGAGAGCCCCAAGCCCCAACCCAGAUUUUCUGUCUAACCCUCAAUGCCGGUGUAGUUUAUGCCAAUACCCAUUAGUCAAAUGUCAAAGGGGCUCUCUCUAAUACUUCAUAACUUGGGUGGAAGGAAGGUCAUAGAAGUAAAUUGGCAGUAAGUAAUAAAACGGCAAAAAGUAAAAAAAAAAAUACAAGAAAAAUAGGUAGAUAGAAGCAAACAGUCUGAAAGUGAUAUAUGGGCAUAGUCUUUCACGGUCCUGAGCAAAUUUUGGCUAAUCAUUAUUCACUAAUCAAAAUGGGGCCUCUUAACUAGAGUCAAUUGAACAUGUAGAGGUGAAUGGAGUUCUUUUCUGCUGCUGUUUUUUUUUUUCUUGACUAAAUAAUCUCUUCUGGUACUGUUUUUUAUUUUUUUAAAUGGAAGGGAAACCUUUACACUUGGUCUAUAAGUUGAUUUUUGAAAAACUUCCUGGGCAUGAAUCUGCUGAUAAAACUCUAUCUUUUGAAGUCUUUCCUAUUUGUGGUUUUGCAUGUGUCUUAAUUUCCUCCACAAUUUUGACCACAUUUAAUGGAUUGGUUUAGACAUUUAUAUCCCUAUGUGUCUUGAAUUUGGAUUUAAUUUUGAUCCAUUUUCAAAGCUUAAGUUUUUUCACAUGUUUCCAGUCAUUGAUGGUUGAUAUAUCGGGUAAUGAGUUGGCUAUGAAAACCACCAAAGAAGUUGAUGUGUGAAAAAGUAUUGUAUGAUGUUCAAAAUUUCAGACAAUGUAUCAUUGUUUAACUAUUUAAAAUUUAUUUUGGAAGACACUUUUAAACACUCUUCUGCACAAUCCACGUGAUUGGUCUACUUUCAGAAAAGUCAACACACUUGCCCAUUUUUUUAAGAAUGUGUUGACUUUAUAAAAAAUAAACUAAUCACAUGGAGUGUGUUGCUAGCAUAUCCCUAGUCAAUUUAUUUUAAAUAUUUUGCUUCUGCUGAUAUCAUCUUUUAGACUUUACUGCUAUCCAAAUAGCCACUUGUUUUUUGCUCAUUUGCAUGGAAUCCAAUCUUGAAGUUUGUAAUGGGAAUGUAGAGUUUAAGGUUUGACUGACUUUCAUUUGGAACACAAGAAAACAUUUAAUUUAUAUACUCAAAAUUGUAAGAAUUGACUUCUAUUUAGCAACGAGUUCUGUUUUAAAAUUACUACUCUACUAAGGAUCCACUCUUGAUAGUUGGCAUUAUUGUCCAUAAUUUUCUAAGUCCAUCCCCCUCUAUGUGAACUAGGUUGCAGCCUAAAUUACUAAUGGUGUUGAAAAUCUGAAAUGGGAAUCCAUUAAGUAACAUAGUUGUUUUACUUUUGAAGUAGAUGCUUGGCUAUUUUUUUUUUUGACUUACUGCUAAUUUCCUGUGCUUUUUGGAUGAUGUGUAGUGCUUAAUGUUUGCAGUCUUUCACUCUUAGUAACAAUAGCGAUUCAAAUUGUUCAUUGAAUAGUGCUUAUGGACCUGCCAAAAUAAUUGGUUGUAUCAAUGUCAUUAUUUAUUUGUCUGCGUUCAACUAAUGUUUGCACUAAUUUUUUAGAAAAUGUAUUUAUAGCAAUUUUUUUUAGAGUAAAUGCAUAUGCUUUUUUUGUUUUAUGCCCACAAACAUUGUAGCCACAUUAUCUUAUUAAAUGUUGUACCUCACUUUAUCCUCCCAAGAUAUUAUUCGUGUCUUGUAGAUUCAAGCUCUGUACUGAAGCUUAUUCACAUUUUGUUUUCAUUCUUGA